AUGCCAGACCAGACCAGACCCGUACAGUACCAGAACCCAUGCCAGACCAGACCAGACCCGUACAGUACCAGAACCCAUGCCAGAUCAGACCAGACCCGUACACUACCAGAACCCAUGCCAGACCAGACCAGACCCGUACAGUACCAGAACCCAUGCCAGACCAGACCAGACCCGUACAGUACCAGAACCCAUGCCAGACCAGACCAGACCCGUACAGUACCAGAACCCAUGACCAGACCAGACCAGACCCGUACAGUACCAGAACCCAUGCCAGACCAGACCAGACCCGUACAGUACCAGAACCCAUGCCAGACCAGACCAGACCCGUACAGUACCAGAACCCAUGCCAGACCAGACCAGACCCGUACAGUACCAGAACCCAUGCCAGACCAGACCAGACCCGUACAGUACCAGAACCCACCAGACCAGACCAGUACAGUACCAGAACCCAUGCCAGACCAGACCAGACCCGUACAGUACCAGAACCCAUGCCAGACCAGACCAGACCCGUACAGUACCAGAACCCAUGCCAGACCAGACCAGACCCGUACAGUACCAGAACCCAUGCCAGACCAGACCAGACCCGUACAGUACCAGAACCCAUGCCAGACCAGACCAGACCCGUACAGUACCAGAACCUGA
Homarus americanus (American lobster) is the source of this 642-nucleotide messenger RNA. RefSeq names its product probable serine/threonine-protein kinase samkC. The coding region runs from base 1 to 642 and encodes 213 amino acids. The transcript has a single exon. The record is from RefSeq and is a predicted model, not a curated record. Lineage: Eukaryota; Metazoa; Arthropoda; Malacostraca; Decapoda; Nephropidae.